Lepus europaeus (European hare) is the source of this 1056-nucleotide messenger RNA. It is a transcript of the gene GPR62, whose product is annotated as G protein-coupled receptor 62. NCBI's taxonomy places the organism in Eukaryota, Metazoa, Chordata, Mammalia, Lagomorpha, Leporidae. The record is from RefSeq and is a predicted model, not a curated record. The transcript has a single exon. Gene Ontology annotation, cellular component: signaling receptor complex; plasma membrane; endosome. The coding region runs from base 1 to 1056 and encodes 351 amino acids. Gene Ontology annotation, molecular function: G protein-coupled receptor activity. Gene Ontology annotation, biological process: G protein-coupled receptor signaling pathway.
AUGGCCAACAGCACGGGACUGACCGGCACAGAAGUCGCAGGCUCGGUGGGGUUGAUCCUGGCGGCUAUCGUAGAGGUGGGGGCCCUGCUGGGCAACGGUGCGCUGCUGGUGGUGGUGCUGCGCACGCCUGGCUUGAGCGACGCGCUCUACCUGGCGCACCUGUGCGUCGUGGACCUGCUGGCCGCCGCCUCCAUCAUGCCGCUGGGCCUGCUGGCCGCACCCCCGCCGGGCCUGGGCCGCGUGCGCCUGGGCCCCGCGCCCUGCCGCGCCGUGCGCUUCCUGUCCGCCGCGCUGCUUCCGGCCUGCACGCUCGGCGUGGCCGCCCUCGGCCUGGCGCGCUACCGCCUCAUCGUGCACCCGCUGCGGCCAGCCGCGCGGCCGCCGCCCGCGCUCGUGCUCACGGCGGUGUGGGCCGCGGCCGGGCUGCUCGGCGCGCUCUCCCUGCUCGGGCCGCCGCCCGCGCCGCCCCCGGCCCCGGCCCGCUGCUCGGUCCUGGCUGGAGGGCUGGGGCCCUUCCGGCCGCUCUGGGCGUCGCUGGCCUUCGCGCUGCCGGCCCUCCUGCUGCUCGGUGCCUACGGCGGCAUCUUCCUCGUGGCACGCCGCGCCGCCCUCCGGCCCCCACGGCCCGCGCGCGAGGCCCGGCUGCGCUCCGAUUCGCUGGACAGCCGCCUCUCCAUCCUGCCGCCCCUCCGGCCUCGCCUGCCCGGGGGCAAGGCGGCCCUGGCUCCGGCGCUGGCCGUGGGCCAGUUUGCAGCCUGCUGGCUGCCGUACGGCUGCGCGUGCCUGGCGCCCGCAGCGCGGGCCGCCGAAGCCGAGGCGGCUGUCACCUGGGUGGCCUACUCGGCCUUCGCGGCGCACCCCUUCCUCUAUGGUCUGUUGCAGCGCCCCGUGCGCUCGGCGCUGGGCCGCCUCACUCGCCGCGCGCUGCCCCGGCCCCCGCGGGCCUGCCCUCCGCGGGCCUGGCCCCCGCGGGCAAUCCUGCGGCGCCUCCGCCGACCCCGACCCCGCCAGAGCCCUGCCCCAGGCCCCUCGGAGGCACCAGAGCAGGUGCCCUAG